CUCCGCGCGCGGCCGCCAUGGCGGGCGCGCUGGCCCGCAAGGCCGCGGACUACGUGCGCAGCAAGGAGUUCAGGGACUACCUCAUGAGUACGCACUUCUGGGGGCCAGUGGCGAACUGGGGUCUUCCUAUUGCUGCUUUUAAUGAUAUGAAGAAAUCUCCAGAAAUCAUUAGCGGCCGAAUGACAUUUGCACUGUGUUGUUACUCCUUGACUUUCAUGAGAUUUGCCUAUAAAGUACAGCCGAGAAACUGGCUUCUCUUUGCAUGCCACUUUACUAAUGAAGUUGCACAACUUAUCCAAGGAGGACGACUGAUCAAACACAGGAUGGAGAAAAAGAACUAAGUAUUUCUUAACUUGAAAUAAAGCCAGAAGCCUGCUCAUCCUCAAUGACARCUAAGGAAGACUUGCCAUCUACAGUUGCUGUGAUGAUUACAGUGGGGAUACAAGUGAAACACCUUUAUGAAUGACCCCUCUGCCCUAAAUAAUAAUCGACUAAUUUUUAGCUUGCCUUUUAUAAAAAUAUCCAGCAAUGUAAACCAUUGCAUUUAAUGACUUCUGCCUUACAAGUUCUUAAUAAUUGCCCUUCUAAUAAGGAGUUGCUCGUUUAAAUAAACAAUAUUUGGAAAAGAACUUUUAUCCAACAGUCUGCAAAUGUAAAUGGCCUGUGAUGGUUURACAAAACUUGUUUUCAAAUAGAGGUCAUUAAAACAGAACUGUAGGUGGUAUCACUAUUUUACAUAUUAACAUAUCCUUAAAAGCCAUUUAACUUAACUUGGGUGCAUUCAUUCCUGUUGUCUAUUUUUAACCUUCAGCAGCUGCUUGCUAAUCUACAGGCACAAAUGUGUAGACAGGCAGCCUGAAGGGACCACCUUUCCCACUUCCCUUACUGCAUGCCUUGUCUCAGUAAGGAGACUUAAUGUACAUGCGUUUUUUAAGUCGCACAUUAUGUAAAGAAAAAUCAGAAAACGGAAAGCUUAGCACUGAAGGAAGACAGAGUCUGUCACUGUUCCUCGAAGUUCUAAUGUCCUUCCCAAAAGGGAUCUUUCUAGGUAUCUGUAUUUCUUCUUCAGGCAGAAGAUGAAUGCCUUGCUAGUUGGGGAGCUGAAAGACAAAAGAUGCCUUUAGUAGCGCUUGACUUCAUUGUGAGUUCCUGAUGCCUGACCUGCCUGAAUGUGGCACUGUUGUGAAGAUGUAGAUGACAAAGA
Messenger RNA from Nothoprocta perdicaria, 1204 nucleotides. It is a transcript of the gene MPC1, whose product is annotated as mitochondrial pyruvate carrier 1. Gene Ontology annotation, cellular component: mitochondrial inner membrane. Gene Ontology annotation, biological process: pyruvate import into mitochondria. Bases 18 to 341 code for a protein of 107 amino acids. The record is from RefSeq and is a predicted model, not a curated record. The transcript is spliced from 5 exons. NCBI's taxonomy places the organism in Eukaryota, Metazoa, Chordata, Aves, Tinamiformes, Tinamidae.